CGAUUGCCAAUGUUGAAAACUCCACAGCUGUGACUUCAGUUCCUGCUGUUACAGAUAAUUGUGUUACAAUCGAAAUGCCAUGCGAUGGCAAAACACUGCAAAUAAAACUGCCAGCGCAGGAAACCAUGCCUAAUGAAACAUGUGACAGUUCUCUUCAAGAACACGAAAAAAAUAACAAAUUGGUCCAGAUCAAAUUCAACAGCGAUGCCCUGAUUAACAUAUUUCAGUCACAGCUGCAAGAAUCACAGGAAAACAAUUUGCGUAUCGAACUCGAAUUUUUGUCUAGCAAAUUGCCGGUAUCCUCAUCAACCACAUUAAAACAAACCGUAAAAUUUGGCAAAGAACGUCCCAACGGUUCUGUCCAAUUUAUCGAAGCUGAGGUUUCUGUAAACAGAAGUAUAAGUCAGCUUAAACAUGAUAUGGUAGCCUUAUACAACAUACCAGCAGAGCACCAGUCGUGGCUUCUAAAGAACAAGUUAAUGGAUGAUGAGAAGUUUUUGAGAGAUUAUCAGAUCUCUGAAAAGGACGUGAUUUUAAUGAAGGAUGGAAGGCCUGCAUUACAUGUGUAAUAUA
Physella acuta is the source of this 573-nucleotide messenger RNA. RefSeq lists its product as uncharacterized. Gene Ontology annotation, molecular function: protein binding. NCBI's taxonomy places the organism in Eukaryota, Metazoa, Mollusca, Gastropoda, Physidae. The record is from RefSeq and is a predicted model, not a curated record.